UUUCUUUAUAAGCAGCAACUCUGAGCCCACAAUGGCAGUCCAGUGCCUUGCUGCAGCCACAGGAUGGAUAUCUGCAGGGGCCUCUGCGCUCACCUAAUCUCUCUCCUCCUCUUCCUGUUCUUUUCAGAGACAGCCUGCCGCCCCCCUGGGAGAAGACCCUGCAAGAUGCAGGCCUUCAGGAUCUGGGAUGUAAACCAGAAGACCUUCUACCUGAGGAACAACCAACUAGUUGCUGGAUAUCUGCAAGGACCAAAUACUAAAUUAGAAGAAAAGAUAGAUGUGGUGCCCAUCAAGCCUCAUGCUAUGUUCCUGGGGAUCCACGGAGGCAAGCUGUGCCUGUCCUGUAUCAGGUCUGGCAAUGAGAUCAGACUCCAGUUGGAGGCAGUUAACAUCACUGACCUGAGUGAGAACAGACAGCAGGACAAGCGCUUCACCUUCAUCCGCUCUGACACUGGCCCCACCACCACCUUCGAGUCGGCUGCCUGCCCGGGCUGGUUCCUCUGCACAGCGUUGGAAGCCGACCAGCCUGUCAGCCUCACCAACAAUCCUGAAGAGUCCAUCACAGUCACCAAGUUCUACUUCCAGCAAGACCAGUAGUACUGAUCAGGCCUGCCCUUCCCCAUUCCUGGCAUAUCACGACUCCAGGGACUGCCUCUCCUCCCUGCCCUGGGGCUCCUGGCCAUAGGGGCACUGAGGAGCGGCCUUGGGAGGGUGAACCCUUGGAAAGAGGCAUAAGAGCCCUGGUAACAGGACUCUAUCUCCAGCCUCUCAACUGACCCACCCUCCAUGCUGCCUCCAGAGUGGUCUUUCUAACACGCAAAUCAGACCACAGCAGCCCCUGCUCAAAGCUCUUCCAUAUCACCUCUGCAUUCCGAGUAAAAUCCAGGCCAUCUGCUUAGUGUGGACUCCUUUGCUCUCCUCUCCCCAACACGUCCAUGCCCCAGAUCUGUUAGGCCACUCGCUUGACCCCCAAUCAAGUGGCUCCCACACCCUGAUUUACAAACUAAUGCCAGUUCAUGGGGAACUUCUUAAGGGUUUAUGGAAUAUGGAAAUUGAGGAUUUCAUGAUUUUUAAAAUUGAGCCAAUUGUAUUCAAAGUGAAGGAGAGUCCUUCAUUUGGAAACUAUGUCCUUUCUGGAAGGGGAUGGGGGGAUUUAAAAUGUUCCUUCAUUUGUGAAAUGAUGGUGAAAGUCGAUGGUAGCUUUUCCUCUUCCCCCUUCUUUUUGUAACAUCCCAACCUGUACAAAUUAGAAGUUAGUGUACUAUAUUGGUCCCCUAACUUUUUCCCUUUUUGAGACAGUCCCAUACGGUCGGCCCCUCUGCCCAGACCCCUCUACGUGGCUCUGAGCUCCAUCUCCACUCCAGAUCUACAGCUGCCUGCAGCGCUUUGCCUCCUGUGGAAAGUUCCCGAGCUCCCAAGGAACUGUGCAAACAUGGCUCCCAGGAGUCCUUUCCUCCUCUGCCAGGAGGGAUGAAUUGCUUCCUGACCACUGUGGCACUGCUGACCCUCUGAGACUUGUAUGAGAGAUGGCUGUGCUUCUGUCUGUCCCCUGACCAGGCUGUGGCCCAGAGAACAGGGAGCCUGGCUUGUAUGUGUCUCAGGUCCCUGCAGGGCCCAGCACCUGGCUUGGCCCCUAGCAGGUGCUCAGUAAAUGUGUGUUGUUUGUGUUGGGUGCAAACUUCCCCACCUGCUGUGUGACUUCAGCUCUGUUUUACAAUAAAAGCUUGAA
This is a messenger RNA of Propithecus coquereli (Coquerel's sifaka), 1729 nucleotides long. RefSeq names its product interleukin 1 receptor antagonist (gene IL1RN). The record is from RefSeq and is a predicted model, not a curated record. Gene Ontology annotation, molecular function: interleukin-1 receptor antagonist activity; cytokine activity; interleukin-1 receptor binding. The transcript is spliced from 4 exons. Gene Ontology annotation, biological process: negative regulation of interleukin-1-mediated signaling pathway; inflammatory response to antigenic stimulus. NCBI's taxonomy places the organism in Eukaryota, Metazoa, Chordata, Mammalia, Primates, Indriidae. Bases 64 to 597 code for a protein of 177 amino acids.